This is a messenger RNA of Cebus imitator (Panamanian white-faced capuchin), 4629 nucleotides long. It is a transcript of the gene ADCY3, whose product is annotated as adenylate cyclase 3. Gene Ontology annotation, biological process: cAMP biosynthetic process; intracellular signal transduction; adenylate cyclase-activating G protein-coupled receptor signaling pathway. Gene Ontology annotation, cellular component: plasma membrane. The transcript has 22 exons. NCBI's taxonomy places the organism in Eukaryota, Metazoa, Chordata, Mammalia, Primates, Cebidae. The coding region runs from base 339 to 3830 and encodes 1163 amino acids. The record is from RefSeq and is a predicted model, not a curated record. Gene Ontology annotation, molecular function: adenylate cyclase activity.
GUGCUCCGGCCGGGGCUCCAGGCGCUGGUGGGGCGGCGCGGCUCUGCGGGGAGCAGCCCUCGGGCGCGUUGAGCCCUCCCACCUCGGCCCGCGCGGGGACCGUCCCAGAGCACGCGGUGGCCGAGUUCCCGCACAGCUCUAGAUGAUCAGCGCUACCUGUGCCCUGGAAACCCACUCUGCGUUCCUGCUGGAGGUGGUUGUCCUCGGUCCAGCCAAGAAGAGGCCCUCAGACCCCCCUCCCCACUAGGUCUCAGAGAGCCCUGAGAGGUGGCCCCGGCGGGAACUCUUCCUCUGUUCCCAGUCCACUUCUCUAGGGCCAGCAGCAGACGCCAGCCAGAAUGCCGAGGAACCAAGGCUUCUCCGAGCCCGAGUACUCGGCCGAGUACUCAGCCGAGUACUCCGUUAGCCUGCCCUCCGACCCUGACCGCGGGGUAGGCCGGACCCAUGAGAUCUCUGUCCGGAACUCGGGCUCCUGCCUGUGCCUGCCUCGCUUCAUGCGGCUGACCUUUGUGCCGGAGUCCUUGGAGAACCUCUACCAGACCUACUUCAAAAGGCAACGCCACGAGACCCUGCUGGUGCUCGUGGUCUUCGCAGCCCUCUUUGACUGCUACGUGGUGGUCAUGUGUGCUGUGGUCUUCUCCAGCGACAAGCUGGCUCCCCUCGCGGUGGCAGGAAUUGGACUGGUGUUGGACAUCGUCCUCUUUAUGCUCUGCAAGAAGGGGCUGCUCCCAGACCGGGUCACCCGCAGGGUGGUGCCCUACCUGUUGUGGCUUCUCAUAACCGCCCAGAUCUUCUCCUACCUGGGCCUGAACUUUGCGGGUGCCCACGCGGCCAGUGACACGGUGGGCUGGCAGGUCUUCUUUGUCUUCUCCUUCUUCAUCACGCUGCCCCUCAGCCUCAGCCCCAUCGUGAUCAUCUCCGUGGUCUCCUGUGUGAUGCACACGUUGGUACUGGGAGUCACUGUGGCGCAGCAGCAGCAGGAGGAGCUGAAGGGGAUGCAGCUGCUGCGGGAGAUCCUGGCCAAUGUCUUCCUCUACCUGUGCGCCAUCACUGUGGGCAUCAUGUCCUACUACAUGGCCGACCGCAAGCACCGCAAGGCCUUCCUGGAGGCCCGCCAGUCGCUGGAGGUGAAGAUGAACCUGGAGGAGCAGAGCCAGCAGCAGGAGAACCUCAUGCUUUCCAUCCUGCCCAAGCACGUGGCUGACGAGAUGCUGAAAGACAUGAAGAAGGACGAGAGCCAGAAGGAUCAGCAGCAGUUCAACACCAUGUACAUGUACCGCCAUGAGAACGUCAGCAUCCUCUUUGCUGACAUUGUGGGCUUCACCCAGCUGUCUUCUGCCUGCAGUGCCCAGGAGCUCGUGAAGCUGCUUAACGAGCUCUUUGCUCGCUUCGACAAGCUGGCAGCUAAAUACCACCAGCUGCGGAUUAAGAUCCUGGGUGACUGCUACUACUGCAUCUGCGGCCUGCCUGACUACCGGGAGGACCACGCUGUCUGCUCCAUCCUCAUGGGGCUCGCCAUGGUGGAGGCCAUCUCGUAUGUGCGGGAGAAGACCAAGACUGGGGUGGACAUGCGUGUGGGGGUACACACGGGCACCGUGCUGGGGGGCGUCCUGGGCCAGAAGCGCUGGCAGUACGAUGUGUGGUCGACCGAUGUCACUGUAGCCAACAAGAUGGAGGCCGGCGGCAUCCCUGGGCGUGUGCACAUCUCCCAGAGCACCAUGGACUGCCUGAAAGGAGAGUUUGAUGUGGAGCCAGGCGAUGGGGGCAGCCGCUGUGAUUACCUAGAUGAGAAGGGCAUCGAAACCUACCUCGUCAUUGCCUCCAAGCCAGAGGUGAAGAAAACAGCCACCCAGAAUGGCCUUAAUGGCUCGGCCCUGCCCAAUGGAGCGCCAGCUUCCUCAAAGCCCGGCUCUCCUGCCCUCAUUGAGACCAAGGAGCCCAAUGGGAGCACCCACAGCAGUGGCUCCAUGUCGGAGAAGCCUGAGGAGCAGGAUGCUCAGCUCCUCCCCGCCACUCUGUCCCAUCUGCCUCCCUCACGCUGCCUCCCUGGCUCACAGGCCGACAACCCCUCAUUCCCCAAUCCGCGCCGGAGGCUGCGCCUGCAGGACCUGGCUGACCGGGUGGUCGACGCCUCCGAAGAUGAGCACGAGCUCAACCAGCUGCUCAACGAGGCCCUGCUUGAGCGAGAGUCCGCCCAAGUAGUAAAGAAGAGAAACACCUUUCUCCUGUCCAUGAGGUUCAUGGACCCUGAGAUGGAAACCCGUUACUCGGUGGAGAAGGAGAAGCAGAGUGGGGCUGCCUUCAGCUGCUCCUGCGUCGUCCUGCUCUGCACGGCCCUGGUGGAGAUACUCAUCGACCCCUGGCUAAUGACAAACUAUGUGACCUUUGUGGUGGGGGAGAUUCUGCUCCUCAUCCUGACCAUCUGCUCUCUGGCUGCCAUCUUUCCCCGGGCCUUUCCUAAGAAGCUUGUGGCCUUCUCGACUUGGAUUGACCGGACCCGCUGGGCCAGGAACACCUGGGCCAUGCUAGCCAUCUUCAUCCUGGUGAUGGCAAAUGUCGUGGACAUGCUCAGCUGUCUUCAGUACUACGUGGGACCCGGCAACACAACGGCAGGGAUGGAGACGGAGGGGCGCUGCCUGGAGAACCCCAAGUAUUACAACUAUGUGGCCGUGCUGUCCCUCAUCGCCACCAUCAUGCUGGUGCAGGUCAGCCACAUGGUGAAGCUCACACUCAUGCUGCUCGUCGCAGGCGCGGUGGCCGCCAUCAACCUCUAUGCCUGGCGCCCCAUCUUUGAUGAAUACGACCACAAGCGUUUUCGGGAGUAUGACUUACCUAUGGUGGCCUCAGAGAAGAUGCAGGGAUUCACCCCUGGGCUCAACGGCACUGACAGGCUGCCCCUGAUGCCUUCCAAGUACUCCAUGACAGUGAUGGUGUUCCUCAUGAUGCUGAGCUUUUACUACUUCUCCCGCCACGUAGAAAAACUGUCACGCACACUUUUCUUGUGGAAGAUUGAGGUCCACGGCCAGAAGGAACGUGUCUAUGAGAUGCGACGCUGGAACGAGGCCUUGGUCACCAACAUGCUGCCUGAGCACGUGGCACGCCAUUUCCUGGGGUCCAAGAAGAGAGAUGAGGAGCUGUACAGCCAGACGUAUGAUGAGAUUGGAGUCAUGUUUGCCUCCCUGCCCAACUUUGCCGACUUCUACACAGAGGAGAGCAUCAACAAUGGUGGCAUUGAGUGUCUCCGUUUCCUCAAUGAGAUCAUCUCGGAUUUUGACUCUCUCCUGGACAAUCCCAAAUUCCGGGUGAUCACCAAGAUCAAAACCAUUGGCAGCACGUAUAUGGCAGCCUCAGGAGUCACCCCCGACGUCAACACCAAUGGCUACACCAGCUCCAACAAGGAGGACAAGUCUGAUCGAGAGCGCUGGCAGCACCUGGCUGACCUGGCUGACUUCGCACUGGCCAUGAAGGAUACGCUCACCAACAUCAACAACCAGUCCUUCAACAACUUCAUGCUGCGCAUAGGCAUGAACAAAGGCGGGGUUCUGGCUGGGGUCAUCGGAGCCCGGAAACCACACUACGACAUCUGGGGCAAUACAGUCAAUGUGGCCAGCAGGAUGGAAUCCACGGGGGUCAUGGGUAACAUUCAGGUGGUAGAAGAAACCCAAGUUAUCCUCCGAGAGUACGGCUUCCGCUUUGUCAGGCGAGGCCCCAUCUUUGUGAAGGGGAAGGGGGAGCUGCUGACCUUCUUCUUGAAGGGGCGGGAGAAGCCCGCCGCCUUCCCCAACGGCCCCCCCGUCACGCUGCCCCACCAGGUGGAGGACAGCUCCUGAAUGCCUCUAGCCUGCGACAGCCCAGACUGGGAGGGAGAAUUUAUCUUUUGGAACUGAAGAAAGGCCUUGGGAGAGGACACAUGACCAAGUCCCGACCUUCCCGGAUUGAAGUGCACUCACCGACUUUAGGUUUAGAAUCUCCUCAGCCUUUGUGCGUUCGUGGACGUGGGAGCUCUGAGGGUGGCCCUGCUCUUCCUCAGUGUGCCUGUAGCGUCCCCAGUGUAGGGGUCUUAGGUGUAGGGCUGAACAGUCCUUCCAGAGCCUAGUUCCGAUCCCUGCCCUCCAUGACCCUGAGGGGCCCUGGCCACUGUGAGCAGGAGGGUGGCAAAGCUGGGACGAUGCUGCCUUUGCCGCAGGGCUGACCAGGACUGUGGACGGAGCACAGGCAGAGAAGCUCUGUUUCAGACGGGCUUGGGGCGGCGGGACACGGCUGGAAACGUUUUGCUCCCAUUCUGAAGGGAGCUCAGGCUGGAGACCGGUUAUCUCCACAUGGUCCGAGUUCACUGAGACGGCCCUCGUCCUGAUGUUCCUGGUAAUCUUGAAAGGUUCUUCUGGAACCGGUCUCCUUAGUCAUGAGAGCAGAAAGUGCAAUAUUUCCUUUCACCUGGCGGGGGGGGGAGGGAUUUAUUUCUGAAAGAAAAAUAUAUAAACAGAUCUUCUACAUUUAUAUUUUUAAUCUUCUGUUCAAUACACUUUCCGAUAUUGCCUUGCCUUUGAGCUCUUGCUACAGUCGCCUUUGCUACUGCUUUAAGAGAGAAUUUGACAAAGAAUAAGACUUUUAUUAAAAGCUUUAUUCAAC